ACACUCGAGACACUCUAGUGCUGUUUUGUUUUUCCGUAUCAAAAAAUGAGUUCCGGAUUUAAUUAGGUUCUCUGUUAUUUAGGUCGACUUACACCGAGGAACCGGACGCCAGCCGGAGGAAGGUUCUCAAAUCCUCAAAUCAAGAAACGAGUCAAGAAAGUUUGCCGGUUCCAUAGUGCUGAUGCAGUGUCACUCAAAACCUGGCCUUCGGGCAUGCGAGGCCGAUGGCGACCCGAUUGUUUGGCCUUUUCUGCAAUCUCCCGAGGGGACUACCGACCGAUGUCGAAAAGCCUCAAGAGAUAUCACCUAGAACAGUACCGGUACCAAGAAUUCCGGAUUAAGUUUUUGACACGGAUAUGCCGACCUUGCUGGAAGCGGAGCUGUUCUGCAAUACCUUCUGGAAACUUAUCAAUCCGAAGUCAGUGCAAAUGCCGGAAAUCGUUAACGCCACCAUGCAGCUUAUUUUCAACAUCAUGAUCCCUCCUGGCCAUGGGCUGCCAUCUAGUCGCUGGACACUAUCUCUGAUUACUACAUGUUCGGGGUUAAAAACGUACUCCUACGGAUCGCACUGGAAGAUACCAUCCCGCAGUUCACCAGCUGCAUCAAGGUUCGGUACGACUUUAGCACGGAUCCGGCCAUCGGAGCAAGCGGUUGGUGAGGGAACUGGAUUCCUAAAAUGCUUCUUUAGGGGGCCUUUCGGUGCGUCGAGUUUCUUCUGACAACCAUGGCAGUUCAAUACUUAUCUCUCCGGCUACUAAUCUACCCACAUGGCGAACGCUUUUGUAGAGAUUUCACAUUCUGAUUCUAGCCACCUACAACAGCGUUGGGAAAAUCAAAAGGAUUCGUAUUUUACUGUUACAUUUUUUUUAGGUAAUAAAAUGAAUCUUGGGGGAGGGUGCUCAGUUUGACUCUAUAAAAAAAACCGAAAAUCCCAGGGUAAAUUCACACUCUUCUCCAAAGUAGAAAUAUUCAAAUAGUUCAUGCAUUUGAUUUUUAGGUAAGACGAUGCGAGGUAAUGCAUUACAUAUACAUAUAUUUUUUUAAAUCAAGCACUACUUAAAGCUGAAGAGAAUAUUAUUCUGUCUCCUAUAACUUUGAAAUAUAUUCAAAGUGAUAAUUGUAUAAAUAAUCAAAUCUGGUUCAUCAAGUUCUCCCAAGUUGCGUGGUAACGUGUUUUUUGUACCUUUUAGAAAACAGAAAAUAUGAUUUAAAACUUUCUAACAGUUUAUUUCUUCUACCAAAUUUGAUUAAACAUUUUGUGUUAUAACUUCCACCAAAUUAUUCAAGACUGUCAAAAAAGAUAUUCUUGAAAUAUAUUGAAGUUUUUGACUUAAAUGGUUCACUCUGCCCUCCCAGAUUGCGAGGUGACGCAAAACACUUUAAACUUAUGGA
Messenger RNA from Aedes albopictus (Asian tiger mosquito), 1392 nucleotides. RefSeq lists its product as uncharacterized. The transcript is spliced from 2 exons. The record is from RefSeq and is a predicted model, not a curated record. The coding region runs from base 357 to 719 and encodes 120 amino acids. Lineage: Eukaryota; Metazoa; Arthropoda; Insecta; Diptera; Culicidae.